AUGUCCAUGGGAGCCCUGCUCAACGACCGGCUGCCCCUCUGGCGCGCCGCGGACGAGCUGGAGGUUGAGAUCCUAAACCCUGAUCCGGACUACGGGCCGGACUACUUGGCAGAUCCUCUGGUGGUCAAAGGCAAGAUCGCGGUCUGCACCCUCCACUCCAUCCUCACGGCCGCCACGCUCCUGAAGACGCCGGACGCCGCGGCGCGGCUGGCAGGGGUGCCCCUCUUCUUCACCGCCUGCGAGGGCGACAGGCUGACGCCCGCGGCGGACUUGCUGCAGUUUGUGGACCUGCUAAGGGAGGCGGGGCACGACAACCUCACGCUUGAGCUGCUGCCAGGCGAUCGGCACGACCUGCUCUCAGGACGCGACGGCCCCGCAAAUGCAGCAGGCAUUGCCAAGUUCAUAUCUAAGAACAUCUGA
This is a messenger RNA of Monoraphidium neglectum, 420 nucleotides long. RefSeq lists its product as hypothetical. The coding region runs from base 1 to 420 and encodes 139 amino acids. The transcript has 3 exons. The record is from RefSeq and is a predicted model, not a curated record. NCBI's taxonomy places the organism in Eukaryota, Viridiplantae, Chlorophyta, Chlorophyceae, Sphaeropleales, Selenastraceae.